GAACGGCCGAGCAAGCAGCAAGGUCCGUUCUGCCAGUAUCAGAGUAUCGCGUGCCGGCCGCACUGCGGCCGUGCCUUUUUUCCUCUCCUCCGACCGGGGUCCACGCGCAACACCGGAAUAUCUGAUCGAACAUCGAUAUUCCUCUCUCGUGUGCUUCGCUCUCUUUCUCUUUCGAACGCGUGACGUGUGGUGGAGAAGACGUUCGGACCACAGGGAUUUUCCUCGAUUUAUCGUCAGGAUCUCGACAUUUCAAGCACGAGAGAAGAGAUCACCGUGACCGAUGGAGGAUGACGUUCGAUGGAAAACGAGGUCGCACGUUGGCUCUCAUCAUCGGGGAACGGCGCGAGAAGAACGAGCAACGCGUCGCUUCUCCACGCUAAUCGAACGAACGACACCGAAGCCAGAGAUCGCCGCCAGCGAGGGACACUCGCGAACGUGAGCAACUCGGAUCCGGCUCGGCUACCGCGUGCCUCUGACUGCUUUGCUCGCGCGAUGGGCCCGUUUUCGUCACCGUUGCUGUCGUUGUCUUGGUCAUCGUGGUCGUGGUCGUCGUCGUCGUCGUCGUCGUCAUCGUCGAUCUCGCCGCCGCCGUGAUUGCGAGCGAACGCGGUCCGACGAGCUGAAACAAGGAACAGUUUUUUAGUUUCGAAGCUGCGAAAUCCUCGGGCAGGCAGGCGGUCGCCCGAAUUUUUGAACAAAGCGCCGCACCGUUGGCUGCGCAUCAUGUUUGGAACGAAAUUGCGCACGUGGAUGGAAGCACACAUCGUGCGAUCGAAAAAGAAGAAGGACCGAAAGGGGAAAGGAGAAAAGGGAUUCGACUCUAAUUCCAAUUCUCCUCGGAAUCACGGGUCCCACAGGUCUGCCGCGUUGCACCAAGUUCAUCCGGUAGAUUCGCCAUCGAGAAACGUGGACGAGAUUCGAUUACACGGCGAGGGUGGCAAUCGAUGCGGUGGUACAGCGACCGCGUCGUCGGGCACGUCCGCGGGAACGGGCAGCGUGAAUCUCUCCUCACCGGAAAGCGCCUACAGUACCGGGUACUCGACGGACGGCACAUCGCCAGGAACCAGCUAUCCACCGGAAUAUUACAUCAACAUCAGGACCGGUACCCAUUACUUUCAAAGUACCGCCAACGCCAAUGCCAACGCCAACGCUGGCAUAGCUGCGCUUAUCGGUAACUAUACUAACAACAACAAUAACAAUAACAACAACAACAAGAACAAGAACAACAACAGCAGCAGCAAAUACAGCAACAAUAACAGCAGCAACGCCAGACCGAAGAAAGCGAUCGAACCGUCGGGUUUGUCGGUUGCCGCCGCUGCUUCUUUACUCUCUAGACGCGGCAGACAUGGAAGGUUCGAGGAUAAUACCGAACCUUCCGUCUCUGGCUCUAGCAGCGCGUUCUCCUCGGCAACCAUAACUAUGAGCAACGAGUCGGCGAAAGACGUCGCUCGAUCCAACAAAUACGGGACCAGUAGCAAGGUGACGACGCGACGGACGUCGCAGAACGAGGCUAUCCGCUUCGCCAAACAAAUCGGCGGCGAUCGUCUGCCGGACGAGGAUCCCUCGACGCAGCGAACCUCGGUGCUGUUGAAGGAGAGGCGGGUCGGCUCCUUCUCCGCGGAGUCCUCGAGAAGUAAUUUGACGGCGCCGCCGCCACCUUCCUCCAUACCGCCGCCCUUGCUCUCACCGACUGUCCAAUCGCCACGCGAACGCUCCCGGAUUCGCACGAAUCCGUGGCUGUCGGCGGCCAACUCCUCCGGCUCGAGCACCACCGGCGGCUUCAAGUCCAGACUGAACCUCGACGACAACGGCAGCGGCUCGGUCCUCAAGCUCGCAGAGUCGUCCGGGAGCGCGAGCGACGUCAACGCGAGCAGCAGCAGCGCGCGAGUGGGACGGGGCAGACGGGAGCUGAAACAGGAGAGCCUCAGUGCCGGAAGGAGUCCGAUAAACCAAAACUGGAGAAUAGCGUCCGGCAUGGAGAUCCGACCGAAGAUAGCCUUGUCGGUGCAACGGCGCAACAGCAGCAGCAGUAACAGCAGCAGCAACAGCAACACCAACAGCGACAGCACCACCAACAGCAGCGGCGACAGCAACGAGGUUAGCAGCGCUGCCAGUAGCAACGGCAACCGGGACGAAAACAGAAACGGGAACGAGAACGAGAACGAGAACGAAAACGAAAACGAAAACGGAAACGGUUCGUCCGUCUCGUCCGUUACGCGGAGCGCCAGAUCGUCCGAGGACGACAUCACCCUGAACGAAAUGAUGGGCAAGUUCGACGAGAGUUACAUUUACGAGAAAGAGACGGACAUCUUGUCGGACAGUGAUCCGACCGAUUGCGAGGACUACAUCGAGUCCCUGUCGGAUCUGGACGGGCCCCGAGACGCUGGCGACGAGAACGAUCCGCUCGACAACGACGACUUCGACUACAUCGACAACGGCUCGUUUCUCGAUCUCGCCGACAACCUCGACUGCUCCGGACGCUUUGCCAACACAGGCCACUGCACUUACUUCGCGUUUGCCGGCGAACUCGCUCGACGGAGCAGCAAGCUGCGAGAGUCGCUGAUGAAACGGAGGAGCAGGGACGACGCGGCGGCCACAGCCACCACCACGACCACGGCGAUGCUUCAAAGAACGAUCAGCACGAAAAAUGGGCAUACGACGAGGAAGCAGAUGACGCGGCACAGGAAGCAACAAACGGAUGAGAAACAGUCGAGCGAGAAACGGAAGAAACGAUCCUCGCAGCGUAGAAAGUCGAAUUUCAACAAACGCGAUCUGAACGGUAGUCUGGCCGGAGUGGGCAGUUGCAGCAACGAUUACAACGGUGGCGACGACGAAAUAACGGCCAAUUUGAAUCGCGUGCUGGUCGAGAGGAUGCUGCUGAAAAACUCGGGCUUCAAUCAGGGUAGCAGAAGCGUCGGCGGUACACCGAUCUGCCUGCGUCGCAAGAAACACGACGUGAACAAAAAUUUGUCACCGUUGCGGUCGAACGACGAAAGAUCGACCGCUGUCCGACUCGUUGCCGGUGAUCCCGACAUCGUCAAGAGGCGUUCCAACUCGGUGAGCUACGUGAACGGAAACCUCGUCAGACGGCGGAUAACCGCCACCGACAGCAACACCUACAUGACAACGUUCGCUUCCGAGAUCGCCCUGAUCGAGGCCGACAAGGAAGCGGACAAAAAGUACCGAGAGCUGAUUCUCGAGGCAGAGAACAUUCUAGUGAACAUGCAGAAGAACCAAGCCAGCCUGUCCGUCGUACCGUCGCCAUCGCGAAAGUUACACAACGGACUGGCGAACAAGCGCGUCGAGCUCAUCAAGAACACCGAGUUGAACAUCGAGCUGGCCCUCUCCAGAAGUAGGAACUCCCAGCCAGAAUUGCAGAGCGGCAGCAUCAAGGAUCUCGAGCACACCAGUCCCAAGAGGCAACAGUUUGUUCAACAACCUUGUUCCCCGAUGAGGCGAUUCGUCGAGCGAAACGCUUCCUCGCCGGUAGCCGGCGCAGCAGCAGCAGCAGCCACGUUUCAAUCGGGUGGUUCGACCAAGUGCUGCGUCGACUCUCCUCUCGUCUCGAGAAGGGCGACGGCGAUGGCGGCAAUAACGAACCAGCAGCAGCACUCGCCGGACAGAAGCUUCCUUCUUCGUGCUCGGUCGAGAGCUUACGAGAAUCAAGAUUCCGACGAUUACGACGGACGGCGAAUAACUCCGACAGUGGCAACGUCGACCGCGUCGAUCAACGCGCCAUCGGCGGUGGCGAUGUUCAAUUGCAACGGUAUCAUCCUCGGUUCGAACGCGAACCGAUGCAGCACCGCCCGUUCCCAAACCUCCACCUACCUCGUCGACGAGUCUUGCGCAACAGCCAUCUCGUCGCGCAGAGAUUCUCUCGCCGGGGUAAAUCGGAAAGAAUUUCGCGGCACGAGGUCAUCGUCCAACGCUAUUGUGACCAAGGAGGAGACGGUGACGUCAAGUUCCUCGGACUCGGAGGAAAGACUGGACGUUGGAAGACGAGCGCCGCUGAUGACUUUCAGGUCGGUCGACAUGGGUCCCAUAAAAGAAGGGUCCUCCUACUGUCCGCAAAGCGAGCCGGUCAAGAGGAAAGUGUACGCAGGCAGCGCGACCUACGACAAGAUACAAAAAACUUUAGGGGAGCACGUCGUUUUGAGAAACUCGGACGGGGACACCACCACUGACGAUACCGACGACUCGAGAAGAUCCCUGAAAGAGAAAGUGGCCAAGCUGCGGCAAGAACGGCUGGCCGCAAACACGUGCGUAAAUGCUCAAGACUCGCACGUGUUCCAACACCAGCUGACCCAGCUGCGGCGACAAAUGCUGAUGCAAACGAUCGAAGGCCUGAAGCGAAGUCUCGAGGAUCAGUCGGCAACUUUGAAGCAAACGUGCUUGGAACCGGUAAUGACCGAUCGAUUGCCAUGAAUCGAUCGCAACGUUUGAAAGAACCGACACUCCCUCCUCCUCGUAGAAUCGGCUCGCGUUUGGCAAAUCUCUGGCAGGUUACGUCGCUCUGGUAGGAUCCACGAUAAUGACGACGACGACUAUGACUACGACGACGACGAUUCGCGUAUAAAACGUCAAUCGUGCGAGCGACGAUCCAACUACACGUGCCACACGCGUUACACACUUUUUCUCCGUGUAACGUUCUACCGAAUUAUAUAACAUGUGAUGCUCACGAAGCGUGUCGAGCUCUACCGUGAAACCACGAUAAUAAUCGACGCGUUCUAGCCGAAUUUCUAUCUACCUAAUCGUUUAGAAGGGAAUCGAUCUAUUUUUCUGCCUGUUUACUAAACGGUAAGAGAAUCAAAAUUAAGGAUACACACGUAUUUUCUGGCGAGUGUUCUCGCAUUUUUUGCUCGACGCUUUAAAACGAUUACGCCGCCGCGGCUGUACGUGAUUCCUUUGAACUCUUUUACGAACGAUCGAGCCAAGUGAAACCGAUGAAUCUCUUCUUUUUUCUAUUUGGUUUUGUUCGUCGUGGCUCGCGACAUACUGUUAGAACGUACGACGGUCAAACAAUCUUUUUUUUUUUUUUUUUUUUUUCAUGUCUUUUGUUCCGUUUUCUAUUUUUCUUUACAACAGCCAACAAUCACAAACGACUCACGUACCUUCACGGGCCUACUCGCAGACUAAUUCUCACGUCGACGGUACACGCCGUUAUCCCAAUUGUCUCUCUUACGUAUACGUAUGUUAACUCGUGAUGUUCCUAUUUAUACUUCCGAAGGAAAGAAACUGUCAAUGUAACAACGGACUAAGAGCAAAGUUGUCGUCGAUUCUGUCGGUUCUGUCGGAAAUAAACGUUUCCCCGUUAGUAUACCAAAGAUAAUAAUCUAGCACGGUAGUAUAGAACAGUUUAGUUGAUGAUAGCAUCAUGUGCUAUAUUAGACGUUCGUAAUAUUAGCAAACUACUACUAGAAUGUUUUUCUCUCAGUUUCGUAGAGAAAUGAUAUUGCAUCGCGUGGAGAAAUCAUCAAGAGAUCUUCCAACAUCGUCGGAAUCGAAUUCCUACCGUCAACGACGAGGCCUUUGUUUUUUUCUUCAUUCUUAAGAUUCUCUGCCUUCUCUCUCUCUCCCUCCCUAUUUUGUCUUCUACAUUUCUCUCUUUUUCUUUCUUUCUUUCUACCUUUCUUUCUCUUUCACUUUAACUCGACGUCGACGGUAUUCCUCUGACGAUCUAGUAGAGAAAAAAAAAAGUUUUUAGUCACGGUGAUAUUUUUGUGAGAAUAGACUGAUAGCGUUACCGAUUACAUAUUAUAUCUUUAGGCUUAAGCGUUCGAUUUCUUUGUGAUUUAUAUAUACAUUUCGUUUUCUCUCUGGGAAAGAGACGAUAAUUCGUAAUACGCACACGAUAUUUAUGUUUGUGUUAGAUAUGCUAGAGACCAUAGAAAAAGAAAUGUUAGAAAACGCAAUAGUAGUAGCAAAAACUAGUACGCUAGUUAGUUAGUCAGUUAUCGACUAUAAUAUGUCAUAAUAUCGUUCUUUUUUUAAUUCUCUCGCGUGAUUUAUUCCCCCAUUUCGUUGGGAACUGUGAUUGCAACUUACUUAGCCACUUUUAAAGCUGUCACCAUAAAACGUGAAAUGUUUGCUAGUUUCACGGCGAAUCACGGUCAACUCAGGUCAAUUUAUUCAUAACUUUUGUACCCAAUACGUGAUGUGUAUAUCUAUACACUCAUAUGCAUUGGCAUAUGUACGUACAUGUAUGUACAAUUCUUCAUUUGAGAAAGAUUUAAAUUUUUCUUUUUUACUCGAGUAUAAAUGUUUGUGGUUAUCAAUCGUCAUCACUGUGACCACUAUCACCAUUGCUAACAUCGCUAUUAUUAUCCUUAUUCUUAUCAUUACAUUAUCAUUGUAACUACAAGUUUCUUACGUGGAAAUUCGUUCAGUUCUGAAUCAGCAUAAACAAGAUUUUAAAAGAAUUUUCAAACUAUCGUUGUUAAGUGCAGCAACUUAAUGUAUCGCUAUUGCUAUCGUCAUCAUCAUCAUCAUCAUCAUCAUCAUUAUAUUGCUGUUAUAUUAUUAUUAUUGUUUUUAUGGUUUUCAUUAUUUUGCCUGCUUAAAUUGACUGAAACAUUCCGAAGGUACACACACUAAAGAACAAGUUCCAAUUACCAGUCAUAGUUGACUUGUCUCGUUCAGUCUUUUACGGCAUAGUGAUUGGUUACGAAUAAAAUUCUCAACCUUUCCCCUGCUAACGCGCAAUGCUAGUCAUCCAAUUACUCGUGCAGGGCAACUUUCAACCAACUUGGAAGAGAUAUAAAAUUAUUGUUGCAAAUCGCCUCUGUACUAAACCAUUUACAAAAUUAAAUGGUCUUUUUUUAUAUGAUUAUGAAUAAAUUAUAUUACGUCGUUGGAAACGUGCAUUCAUUUAUAUUGGUUUUCUUUCCUAUGUGGCGAUUUUACGACGUAAAAUUGAUAACUACGAUAGAUCGAGUUACAGCCAAAUAAACAGUCGUAUAACCAUCGAAUAUUUAUCGCAAUUUUGCAUUCUAAACAUGUACAUCUACAUAUAACGUGUGUAGUUGCUUUUUUACGGUGAGUAUGAUAUGCGUAUACAUGAACGUAGUGUAAAUCAUAUUCCACAUUUCCAUUAGUAGUUCUUUAUUACCUAGAUUAGAAAAUUACAAAUUUCAAAUCAAAUAGAUAUAUGUAUAUAUAUAUAUGUGUGUGUGUGUGUAGAUACCUUUAAAUACCUUAUAUAUGUAUUAACGCUUACGUACGCACAAUGCCCGCGCAGAUUAUACAUCUAGCUAGUAUAUGUACAUUGAAACAGCUUAGUACUGGACAAGCAA
This is a messenger RNA of Frieseomelitta varia, 7292 nucleotides long. RefSeq lists its product as uncharacterized. Bases 724 to 4425 code for a protein of 1233 amino acids. Lineage: Eukaryota; Metazoa; Arthropoda; Insecta; Hymenoptera; Apidae. The transcript is spliced from 9 exons. The record is from RefSeq and is a predicted model, not a curated record.